Molecule: messenger RNA, 1422 nt
Organism: Saccostrea cuccullata (small rock oyster)
Lineage: Eukaryota; Metazoa; Mollusca; Bivalvia; Ostreida; Ostreidae
Exons: 5
Coding region: 1-1422 (473 amino acids)
Source: RefSeq, a predicted model, not a curated record
AUGCCUGUCUGCAGCUGUAAACAACAUCUACAGUUUGCAGAAAGUGAAACAUUCAAAGUUUAUAGAAUUGCCAGCAAGAAAUUUAAAGCUGCAGUAGUGGACUCCCUCGUCCAAAAUGGCCACCUCUCAAACAGACCAAGUUGUAACAUUAAUAAAAACAAACAAUAUUUCAAACAAAUCAAUGUCAUCAUGCCAUUUUCAUUUAGUGUUAAUUUAUUGAUUUAUUAUAUCUCGAAUAGCAAGACUGUUUGCAACCAUUAUUCUGCCGCUCACCCCGCAGGAAGCUAUUCAUCUUUAAUAAACUGGAUAGAAGAACACUCUACACUACCUAUCAUCAUACCUUCCAAACAUGACAUUAUUACGUUUUUCGAUAAUAACCAAGUGUUAGCAAGAAAUUGGAGAGUGAGGUAUGAUGCCAAAGCCAUACUUAGUGUUAUAACGACUAUCAUCCAUAUUUUCCAGAACCCUUGCACCGAUCUACAAAUAAAAAAUGAAUUUUCUCCAAGAAACUGGUUUUAUAACAUUGAAAUUUCAGAACACGUUUCAGCGUUAAUGAAUGUUUUUAAUUUCUAUGAAGAAAAGUUUAGAUCUUUAAGAGAAAAAUUCAUAAAGAACAGGUUGGCCAUUAUAUGUUCCCAGCAACACCCCGGGUUAACAUCGACAGAGGACGCUCUUUCAUCACUAUUGGUAAACAACAAGAAAAUGAAAUUUAGUGAGAAAAGCAAAAAUAAAAUAGAUGCGUAUUGUUUCAUUGACCAUCAUCAUAAGAAUGCUCCAAAAAUUCAAAUGGGUAAUCCCAUCUCAGUCAACCCCUGCUCUUACGAAUCAGUUGAAGUUGUUUUAAGCAGCAUUAAAGCUGAGGUGGGCAUUCCUGAAAACAGAAAGUGGACACUAGUGGGAUGCGAUGGUCUCCCCUUCCUCCUAUCCCAUCGCAUUAUUAAGCACAGUGAAGACCUGCAAGACCUCCUAAUUCUACCUGGUUUAGGACAUUUUGAAAUAAAUAUGUGCAAAGCUCUUAUAAAGCUAGUUUGGCAGGCUUUGGGAGUGGAUCUAGCAAAGCUCUUAGGGUAUCGGUCACCGAAAGCUCUACAGGCCUGUCUUGAUGGAAAUGACCACCACAAGGCCAUGCAGUUUCUUGAAAUAUUACUUUUGGGUACAGGAGAUGAAUUGUUAUACCCUUAUGUGAAGGAUUGCUUUGAAAAAGAAACUGUUCCUUCCACAAAUGGCUAUUUUACCUGGUGUAAAAAUGUGGUGGAUCCAAACUACAAGUUUAUUAUGGAGUGUAUAUUCACUUAUGCCCUCGCAGUCUAUUUAUUCCGUGCUGGAGUCAGAAGAAAUAACAGUGAUGCUAUAAUGGCGUCUAGGAUAAAAUUUUGCCCACUUUACUUCGGUGUCAGCAAAACUAAUUACCAGCAGAUUUAA